Molecule: messenger RNA, 5809 nt
Organism: Callorhinchus milii (elephant shark)
Lineage: Eukaryota; Metazoa; Chordata; Chondrichthyes; Chimaeriformes; Callorhinchidae
Product: PDZ and LIM domain protein 5
Exons: 13
Coding region: 208-1710 (500 amino acids)
Biological process (GO): heart development; actin cytoskeleton organization; muscle structure development
Cellular component (GO): adherens junction; Z disc; stress fiber
Molecular function (GO): muscle alpha-actinin binding; actin binding
Source: RefSeq, a predicted model, not a curated record
AGUGACUGUGGUGGGUGUGGAAGUGCAGAUGGGAGUUCCUGAUCCCCAUUUACUGAAAGGGCUGUGAAUGUGACGGAAGUGAAGAGACAAACGGACUGAGAGAGAGAGAGAGAGAGGAUCUGCAGCUCAGAGAGAGAGCAGAGAGCAGAGAGUUGGCUCAUUUGACCCUGAAACCGAAACGAACGUGUUGUUCCCGACGGUGAAAUCAUGAGCAACUACAGUGUGUCUUUGACUGGCCCGUCGCCAUGGGGUUUCAGACUGCAAGGUGGCAAAGACUUCAACAUGCCCCUGACAAUCUCCAGGUUGUCUGAAGGCGGCAAAGCAGCAACGGCGAGCAUCGUAGUAGGAGAUAUAGUUCAAUCCAUUGAUGGAAUCAGCACUGAGGGAAUGACGCAUCUGGAGGCACAGAACAAGAUCAAAGCUUGCACAGGUUCCUUGAAAAUGAACCUACAGAGGACUCCCGAGUCUGCAAAAUCUGACUUCGUAACAGUUCAGAAGAGCAACCUGUACAACACCCCCAUAAGCCUUUACUCCUCUGACAAUGCCCAUGAGGUGGCAGAGGGCCAGAAGAGAGGAUUGAAAGAGGGGCAGGGUGACAUUAAGCAGCAGAAUGGAGCAGGCAGGAGGUUUGGGCCUGACAUCUCCGAGGUGCACCAUGCUAAUAUUCUGAGUGACCAAAGCAAAAAACGCCUAAUGGAGGACACCGAAGACUGGCAACCAAGGACUGGAACAUGCCAAUCCCGCUCAUUCCAAAUCCUUGCCCAAAUGACCGGCACUGAACACAUGGAAAGUGAAGAGAGCGAUGGUAGCAAGAAGCCGAGUUGCGAUGGUGUGGAGAUGCAUCAGCCCAGUGUCCCAGCGAUGGCUUCAGUAAAACCCAUGACCAAGGUUUCCAGCGUCAUGUCUCGCACAACACCUCCUGCUCCAGGAUCAAUCCCAUCGUUCAAACCUUCUGUGGCCUCUGGCAAUGUCAGGGUGACAGGCUGGCAACCCAAGAACCAAGCAGCAAACAAUUUCCCUAAGACGGUGCCACCUGUUGCCCACGUGCCUCCUGCCAACCAGCCUGGCCAGGGACCCAGCCUGAAGACCCCCGCUGUCCCAGCAAGCAAACCGCAGGACGAUGACUCACUGGUCCAGAUGGCUGAGCACAUUCCAGCUGGUCGCAGAACCCCGAUGUGUGCCCACUGUAACAUGAUCAUCAGAGGUCCAUUUCUUGUGGCCAUGGGGCGAUCCUGGCAUCCAGAGGAGUUUACGUGUGCCUACUGUAGCCAUACUCUUGCUGAGACUGGCUUUGUGGAAGAGAAGGGCUCUGUGUACUGUGAGAAAUGCUACGGGCAGUUCUUUGCCCCCGAAUGUGCCCGUUGCCAAAGGAAGGUCUUAGGGGAAAUUAUCAAUGCCCUGAAGCAGACCUGGCACGUCAGUUGCUUUGUGUGUGUGGCUUGUUCUCAACCCAUCCGCAACAAUGUCUUCCACAUGGAGGAUGGAGAACCUUACUGCGAGAGAGAUUAUUAUAAUUUAUUUGGCACCAGUUGCCACGGCUGUGACUUCCCUAUUGAAGCCGGAGAUAAAUUCCUUCAAGCCUUGGGAUACACUUGGCACGACACCUGCUUUGUCUGCGCUGUAUGUUGUGUUAACUUGGAGGGUCAAACCUUCUUCUCAAAGAAAGAAAAACUACUGUGCAAGAAGCAUGCUCAUGCAGUGAACAUCUAAACAUGUCGAUGAGGACCAAGAGUGAAGAGAAAAGAACGGGGAAAGCGUGGAAAAGAAAAUUGAUGCUUUGAUUUUUUGUUUUGCAAAUGAUGUUUAGGCCAUAGCGAAAUUCAUUGGGAUUCGAGGGGCAAAUGAAUUAGUGUGAGAUAUAUAUUUUUGCUCCAUUCAGAUCAUUAUAAGUGGAUACUAGAGGUUAGUGAAUAUUGUAAGAUUAGUACGUUGGAUUCAUUUGAAUACCCAUCUUGAAUUAUCUAUUGAUGUGUUGAGAAACAUUUGUUUAAACUGAGAUCUCUUCACCAAUAUGACCCAAGUUUUAUUAAAAAAAAAUUCUGCAAAUAAUCCUAACCUUCCAAAAAAAAACAAGGAAUUCUGUUAGAUGUUCAGAUAGUGUGAUUGUACUAAAUUAUUGACGACAACAUUCACUUUUCAAUAUGAAUCUGAUCUGUAUAAAAUGGUGUUGAAUGUAUACUUUAUAACCUAACCUUUAGAUAGUGGAUUCGGAAACGGAUCAGUUAUUUUUGCUUCUUUGAAUAUUUUUCCUGAAUCUAAGCAUGUUAAAGGGUCAUGCAGUUGUCUAGAGAAGUGUGGGCCAGUGGGAGAAUUAUGGGAGAAUAAAUCUGAUAUAAUUUUACAGUGGUUAGUGAAAGGAAUAGUGUUUUUUUAUAUUAAUGCUGGCAGAUUCCUGUUAUGGGACCAUUAGUCAACAGAUUUUUGAAAGAACUUGCAUAACUAUGAGAAAUUUAGGUGACUGCAAUGUUAAAUGGAUUCCUACAUUGGUCCAGAAAACAGCAAGUUGCGUAUUAAUGAUUAUAAAGUGUUAGGUCGGUGAGGAAACAAUGAAAACCCGACAUUGUUGAAUAACUUAGAAGAGCUGUUCAUCUUUACUCUGUCAUGGUUAUUUCUAGGGCUGCUGGGUUGUAUUAAAAGUUAAUUUAGAGAAACCUUUAAGCAUAUCUCUGCUGAGGUGUGUGGGUGUGCGUCGGUGUGUGUGUGUGUGUGUGAAUAAAAACUCAUUAGGAUUUGUUGAAAUAGGCAAUUUUGCAAUAGUAGUGGUGGGAAUCACAGUCACCAGAACGGAGAACCUUGUUGGGUUGGAAGGCUGCUUUUACUUGGGGCUUUUGUUGUGCAUUUUUGCGGUGGAGAAGAAGCACAGAUUAGAGUGGUACAGUUUCAUACAGUGAAAGCCAUCCCUGCAUCCAUUACGAAAUCUUGAUCCAUGAGGUUACGGGAAGUGUAGAUGCCGAAUCAGACAGGAUUGUGUCAGUGUCAGUGCAUCCCUGCAGAAUUCAGGAGCAGCCUUCAAUCCGACCUUUAUUAAUAUUAUAUAAUUUCAAAGUCCCAAUUCAGUGAGAUGGUAUGGUACAUAAAUGGGAGAUCGGGCUGAUUGGCUUUCCCCCCACCAAGAACUUUGUUCACUUUUUUCUAUCCACUUUGAAUCCAGUAACCCGAUGGGGUGAAGGGUCAGUGAUGGGGUUUGGGAGGAACAAUUCACUAUUCUUUAUUUGGUCGGAUUGCAACUCGGUUGUAAAGGUCCUAAAUAUAGCCAGAAAAUUGCGGAAGGCACGUAGCUGUAUCGCAAAACUGAUGCUAAAACCGACGUUAAGUGAUGCGUGGAAGUGUGAUAGUCAACCCGGUAUGUAAUUUUGUGUACACGUACUAGGGAUUUUCAGGUAUUUUCCUUAUGCUUAUCCGUGAACCGUUGCCUUGGAUGUUGGCUCGGCAGAUCUGUAAAGGGUAAUCGUGUGGUUUAACUGAACUUGUUUAAUUCUAACUCAUCCGCCACCCACUAAAUGUUUAAAUUCUACAUUCAAAGCUCAACAGCUGCGUGAGUAGGAGUGGCUGUGUCUGAACGGAAUGGAAUGGAAUUUACACAGUUUCCAAUAGUGACUGAAAGGUUGGCCGUUUUUGACUUGUUUGUGCAACGGGCGAUAGUUUGGGGGAGGAGAUGGAUGGGAUGUCCGUGAGUUUGUGAAAUAUUCAGGGUACAUUUGGUCUGCUAAUUAAUCAGCCAUCUUAAUGUCGAAUUAGCAUAUGGAUAAGAUUAGGUGGAAAAAGUAGCUGCUCCCAGUGGGAAUUCGUUAAUAGCAACUCCGAACCGUUAAAGCAGGCACUAACUUAACGGCUCACAGAACUGCCCUGUCGUCUAGUCCCAAGUGCUUUGGAGUGAGGAUCGGCUCGCACUCAGCCUCGCCAACCUGCCACCAACCCACAGAAUUCCCCGUCAGGGACUCUUGACUUAUUGGCUGCCGUGUUCGCCCACAACUAUACAGUCAAUUCACUUGACAGUAUAUUCUGUGAAGCGCUUUGGGACGUCUAGAAGACGUGAAAAGCGCUACAUCAAAUGCAAGGAUUAUUAUUAAGUGAAGGAAAAGGGAGCAACAACAUUGGGCUUGAAUUGGGGGGGGUCAAAGGGUAAGUCAAGCAGCAAACUUACAUCUGAAUAUCCUGUGAACAUCCCACAAAGCACAUAACAGAGGUAAUAGAAAUGUGUAAUCAAAUGACACCGAUUGUGGUGUUGACUGUAAUAUCUCGGCUUAGUUCAUAAAAAGCAAAGACAGAGGGCGUGAUUUAAAAUAAAUUGCACGAGAGUAAGACACCAUAGAGCGGAGUUUUAAAACAACCUAACUCUGUUACCUUUAGCGUGCCAGCCAAGCCCUGCGAUAAAAAGAUUCUGGGUUGGUUUUGAAACAAACACUUUAUUGGGGGUGUCCUUUUUUCUAUUGCAGACAGCGGGGGCAGGAAGGACGAGGGUGCGGGUGGGGGUUGGGUUGAUGGAUUUGUUUUUUCUGGGUUUGUGGGAUCCUGCGUGUUUGUGGUUUUCCUGCCAUUUACAACGCACAAAACCCGUCAUGACUCAACCACCUGCUUAGACUUGAUCAUGAUUCCCGAGGUUCUCACUGUGGCACAGAACCACUUUCGUGCCUAAAACUUGUUGCACGUCAGGUGUGCUGAACUACUACUAAAGGGAGACUGUUUGGGUAAGUGCACACAGAGGAGUAAAAUGUGCCUGUGUGUGUGUGUGUGUGUGUGUGUGUGGGGGGGUGGGGGGAUUCAAUGCUGCACCACCUUACCAUGUCGUAAAGCGGUAGAUACCAAUCAUAUGAAAGUACCCAAUUCAGCAGAUGCAUUUUUACGGUUAUUAAGCUUUUUCUUGGGGCGGGGGAGUGAGUGUCAUUGCUAUUCAAUAAUUCCAUUAUUUAGAGCAAAUUUUGUGCCAGGGAGAAAUCAAUGCAGAUUCUUCAGAGUAUAAUCAGCGUAAUGUAGACUACUAGUUAUUAAAAAAAAGACCACUUUUUAAGGAAAGAAGAAAUAUCCUUCUCUCAACCUACCUAAAGUGAAGAAAAACCCAAAGUUGAGGCAAAAGGGAGUCAGUUUAAUCCAGUGGUGCAUUUGUAGAGUUUAUGUUGUAAAACUGUCCAUUGAUUUCUCUCUCCCCACUGGAUCGUGGCAACAGGAAUUUUGUACUCGUUGUCUUUCAAGUGCCUUCAACCGGUAACCAAAGCUUGAUCACGUAAAUGAACACACUCAAUGUCCAGAUACAGUACUGGUUUAGAAAAGGUUGUUAUUAGACCUGCCGUUCAGGUUUGUCCAGGCUACUUUUGAUACGUUUGGAAGAAAAACCGUUUGUAAUAAAAUCGAAGCCUAUUUAACAUAAUGGUAUAGAAGCGGUUUUGCAUGUACUGUUUAUAACUCAGAAUAACAUGCCACUGUUUUGUCAGCCUUGGCUAAGGCAACAGAGGUAUAUUUCUCAAAACCGAAUGAAGUUUCUAUACCUUCCACCUCACCUUUUUCUUUACACAAAUGUAUUUUAAGAAGGCCUUGGUGUGUUAAGUCCAACAACAUGUUUUCACCAAAGCAAUGUAAGCAAAUCUUUCUGGAGCACUCGAAUAUUUGCUCGCGAGUUACGCUUUUUGUUUAUUCACGGCUCUUUUAGGAAUGUGUGUCCGAGGGUUGUAUUUUCACUUGAAUUGCUUGGUUAACAGAUAUGCUUCCAUUCAAUCAAUUAGCUUGGCUAUAAAAAGAAACUUAAUUGUCACCUGGGUGUUUUCUUGUGCACGUUAUUAUGUUUUCAUUAAACUCCGUAUUUACUCUCUCAAAA